This is a messenger RNA of Limulus polyphemus (Atlantic horseshoe crab), 1267 nucleotides long. RefSeq names its product CDK2-associated and cullin domain-containing protein 1-like. NCBI's taxonomy places the organism in Eukaryota, Metazoa, Arthropoda, Merostomata, Xiphosura, Limulidae. Bases 256 to 981 code for a protein of 241 amino acids. The transcript has 9 exons. The record is from RefSeq and is a predicted model, not a curated record.
AGGGAUAUUCGGGUAGUGAGUACGAGUACUUGCACUUGAAAUAACUAAGUUAUAUUGCUUUGGAAAAUAUUUUAUAAUUUGUAAAGACUAUAUGUAUUUAUUUUACGUGUUGGGCAGCACACACGAUAACUCGUUUUCUGAAAACUAAUCAAGGUGUUUUAAGCUUCCUUGUGCUUGGAUACAAAGGCGUAAACCUAAAGAGCAUAUGAUAUGGGAUAAGUCUUUACAAGAAAAGCAGUUGUGGAAGGUUAUAAAAUGAUUUCCGCGGAGUAUGAGCAGGAAUAUUGGCCUACAAUUCAAAAUGCUAUUGAUCUCCUGCUUACACAGUCCAUUGGGCAUAGAGGACUUGUAUCGUUUGAGAAUGUCUAUAGUUGUGUCUACAAAUGUGUUUGUAAGAAUUAUUCAGAAAGGUUGUACCACGACCUUCUGUUUGAAGUAAAGAUACACUGGGAGAAAGUAAACCAUGAGCUUGAGGUUAAAGCAGGCCAGGUUUUAGUGAAGAUCUUUGAUUCAGUAUUAAAACAGUUUGAAUCCAGCCUUAGAGGACUCAUUCCAUUAUUUACUUACAUGAACAGGUAUUUAGAAAGUAGAAUGGACACUGAUUUGAGGAGUGAGCUGUGUCGGUCUUUCACUUCUGUCCUUGUUGAUAACCAUGUAAAUAGGGUAAUUGGGGCAUUAGAGGAAGCACAGUUGUCUGCUUUUACAGUACCUCCUUCAACUGUGUUCAGCGUAGUCAGUGGACUUUAUUCUUUAAAGAGAGAAUAUGUUUCUUUAGCUCCCUACAUCUUUGCUAAAUACAUUCCAAAUGUACUUCCUCCAAUGUCAGUCUCAGAGCUUCCCCUUGCUGUGGAGGAAACACGAAUGUUUCAACAAAAUCUGAUUGAAAGUGGAUUCUCCAGAGGAGAUCAAAGCAAAAAGCGCACAGGAGACAGUGACAUCCUAAGUAAGUAUUAUGAAUGCUUUUUUCCAAACAGUUUAUAAGGAAGGAAAUCUUUACGAUGUUUUUUGAUGCAGUGUAGACAAUACAUUUCUAACACUUUAUUUGUUUGUCAGGUCAUAUGCAUGUGUGUAGUACAUGUGUUUUAACAGGUGUUUUAUGUGUAGCCACUUUGUAGUGUUUAGCUUAGAUUCUGCUAAUUUCAGUGGUCACACAUUAUGUAAUAAUGCUUGAUAUACAAAUAUUGACAUUUUCUGUUUGAAUUGGUUUGGGUGAACAGUUCAAAACAAAUCUAGCAAUACUGUACUCGAGUCCAAGCAAACUCCCUAU